GCUAGAGAUUGGGAGAAGGGAAAAACGACGGUGUCGUAGCCUCGGUUUUACCGCCGCAUUCUCCGAACGUUCGUCCCUUCGUACGCCAGCCAGCCAGACGGACGAGCGCACGUCCUGCCGCGCGCAUAUCCGUAUAUCGGUCGGUGUUCGUUUCGCGUGUUCGUUUCUCGUGUUCAACGGGGUUCGCCCUCGGGUGAGAGGAGAGAGGCCAGGAGAGGCGAGUUGCACGCGUUUAUUAUUACGCCGACGACGACGACGACGACGACGGCGACGGCGACGGCGACGGCCAUUGUGCUCCGCUACCUUUCCCGGUGCGCGCGGGACGUACACAGUGGAAGAUACACACGGGGUAUAUAGAUAGUAUCGUAUUCUCCUUCGCGAGUGUUCCCGCCCUUUCGAACAGACCGUAGACUCGACGCGUAGACGAGAAUCGGAGCGUCCGAUCGGGCGUCGCUUCGGCCUCUCGUUGGUCCGGUCCUCUCGCGGCUCAUGUGCCCGCGAGCCGUGGUGACGGAGCGCGCGCGAGACGAGAGGCAAUUGACGUUAUCGUCGUCGUUAUUUCGAGCGGCGGUUAUUUCUCGGACGAGCAGUGCGCCGGAGGCUCGUAGUUUGCACGGUCGGAAUCGAUCCUCGCUUCGCAGAAGCGUGGCAGAGUGAUCCGAGCGGAAGAGGCGAGAGAGAGAGAGAGAGAGAGAGAGAGAGAGAGAGAGUCGUCUUGCGGCGAGCGAGAAGGGAAGGAAGUAGAGCGAGGUAUUCUGGACCGACGCGGGAGAGCGAGAGAGAUAGGGAAAAAGCGGCCGGGAUAAUUGAACGGUGGAUGUGAAGCUUGAAGCGAUGGAACGACGUAGAGUCGACGACGACGAUCGUAGUAUCCGUCAUCAGCGAGCGGGCAGCGGCGGUUCCUUCGGCGGCAAGAUGAUGGGCAAGCGAACGCAGUGUUACCUGUGCGACCUGCCCAGAAUGCCCUGGGCGAUGAUAAUGGACUUUUCGGAGCCGGUGUGCCGCGGCUGCGUCAACUACGAGGGCGCCGACCGCAUCGACCUCGUGCUCGAGUCGGCCAAGCAGCUCAAGAAGGCGUACGGCUUCCAGGACGCCAGGCCGUCCGCCUCCAAGACCUAUCGCACCGCCGCCGGUCACACGGAGCACAACGGCGGGACCAAUCUCGACGUCCUGCCGAUCCAGAACACCGGCCAGACCCACUCGCGUCACCACAACAUCGCCGGCUACUCGCAGCUGCACCACCGGAACUCCAUCACCGAGUUCAACUCCGGGACGGCCGCGGCCGCGGCCCAGCAGCAGAUCGGCCGUCAACACGGCGCCGAGGAGGCCGGCCACGAGAUGGCCAACGGCAUGAGGAGCAACAACGUGCGUCUGCCCAACGCCCAUCUGGUCGCGCAUCACGUGAACCUCAGCCACAAUCGCGGCAUCACCCAGCUCAAGCGCGGCAUCUCCGCCAUCGACGAGGACGAGCACACCGAGAAGAGGCUGUCGCUGGAGGAGCAGCACCCGGUUAGGCCGCCAUUGACGCGCGGCGACUCCCUGCCGGCCGUCAGCCUCGCCGUCAGCUACGUCCAGGACAGGAACAAGGAGAAGCACCCGGUGAGAGCGCCCAGUUUCGAGACGGCCACCACCUUCAAGGCCAACGGUGAGUCCUUCCCCUGCUUCUGGGACGCGCUCGCGUUCAGACGCGCAACGAUCGAUGACGGGGCAUAUGUUGGACCGUCCAUACCGUUGGCACCUGCCAAUGUCGCGGCUAAUGGUGGAGGAUCGCCUCUUCGUCCAAGAACGAGUCCUCCACCACCGCCACCGCCGACGCAGGAAAGUGCCAACGAUAAUUCACAAUCGAAUCAUCAUCAGACUUCGGCGAACGGACCGUCACCGAUGGCCGCUUUAAUGUCAGUCGCUGAUAAUCUGACAUCACCGGAGCCUGUGCCACAGCCACCGAACAAUCCCAGUCCCACCAACAGAAGUCCGCCGACGACAGCCGCAACUGCUCAACAACAACGCAGCGCUUCUAGGGGCUCUCAGCACAGCCCGAAUAGUACAGACAGUUAUGGCUCCACAGGCAGACGGUCCAGUAGUUCAAGGCAGGUGUCCUCGACAACUGUGACGACAUCUUCCGAGGGCGCGGUUGCUCAAGCUGCCGGCGCUGAACCGGUCUCGGCACCGACUCUGAAAUGCACGCUAUGUCAGGAACGUCUGGAGGACACGCAUUUUGUUCAAUGUCCCAGUGUGCCGCACCACAAGUUUUGCUUCCCGUGCAGUCGGGACAGCAUAAAGAGACAGGGUGCUGGCUCGGAGGUUUAUUGUCCGAGUGGCGAGAAAUGCCCGCUGGCGAACAGCCAAGUUCCGUGGGCCUUUAUGCAGGGCGAGAUAGCCACUAUCUUGGGCGAGGAUACCGCGAGCACCGGGCUCAAGGUUAAGAAGGAGAGGGAAACUUAAAGAUCCUCUUUCAAUGUCGAUUCAGGGCUCAAAUUUUCUGUCCCUCUGUAUUCAGAGAGGCUAUUAUGGUUGGAACCAUGAAGGGUUUCGCCAAACGCUUUUGGUAACGGUGAUAAAGAGUCGUUGGCGAUAAUCGGAGGAAGCCAACGAACGACUCGAGCCAAAGACGUUGUCUGGUGCAGAUUCUCAAGUUGUUAAUGUCAUCGAUUAGAGAUGGGAGGGAGGGGGGAGGGGGGGGAAGUGGACGAUUCGGUUUUGUUUGAAGUCGGCUUAACGACACGUCUUGACUUGAUAUGAUCGAUACCGUACGGUAUUUAUCGAUUGGUUUUGAGAAGAAGUCUUUGGCAAAUUGUAUGCUGGCAAUCGAUUGUUUUGCUGCACAUGUAAAUACGGAUUUCGUAGAGAGCGGUUAAUUAACGCGAUGGGAGCAGCGUUUUAUUUUUUCUCGAAUUUUCAGAGGAGAGAAGCACACGUGGUUGAAAUCGCGACGGUAGUAACGAUGAUGAUGAUGAUAAUGAUGAUGAUGCUGAUGAUGAUGAUUUGUUGCCCGGUUUGGGUUUGUACUUAUAGGCUCGAUACGCCUUUCUUCAUUGUCUCUUGUAAUCGCGGACGUAAUCGCUCGCGUUCUUUCACACAAUACACGUACACUUACGUACAGACAUAUGUAUGUACAAAUACAUACACACACACGCAGACAAAAUACCCUCACACACAUAUACACACACACUUCGAGAUAAAAUCGUCGACUCGGUACUGCGUAACGCACGCGCGGUUCGUAUUGUACUUUAUUUUUUUCGCGCGUGUCCGUUUAAGAUGGUCGUAAUUUUAAUUAAUGACUAACGCGAGAGAGAUAGCAUCGCCCCCGCGGCGAUCGCCGUCUUUUUUCUAUUUUUCUUUUUUUGUUUGUAUACUCUUUCUACCCUAUACUUCGCUCGUUGUAUUAUAUAAUAAAAACACAUUAUGGCGGACAUUCUCGGACCCAGCGCACGGGUUUUCUGUACAUUGUGUAUAUGUGUACAUACCUACAUUAUAUUAAUAAAGCGUAUAACUAAAAAAAAAUUUUUAACGAUUUUUAAGUGUACAAAAGUCUAUAAUAUUCGUUUUUGCGUUCUGUGUCUUCUUAAAUUAUUAUUAUCCUUCUCGUUCGCAUCUCUUCUUUCACUCUUUCCUUUUCUUUGUUCCCGCGAACCAAGUUGUACGCUGACAUUUCUCCGAAAGACUUUUUUUUUUUUUUUAUGUGUGUAGAGACACGCGACGCGUUUUCCUUCUCUAUUCUCGGUUUCUCGCUCGCGAGGGCACACGACGUUGCGUUUUAUUCGCGUUCUUUGUAAUCGCGCUCGUCCGGUCUUUCGAGGCGGGGAGGGAGGGAGGGAGGGAAAGGGGGAGAGAAAAAAAAUAGGAAAGUCACGCGAAGACACGUGAGCAUGUCGCGCUAUCCAGUCACUCGUAAAAAAAAAAAAAAAAAAUGCGAAUUAUAUAAUAUAAUGUUCGACUAUGCAACGUCCACUUUCGCCUUUAGUUUAUGCGCUAGACCUUUAGUCGAGGGCAUUUUGUUUUUCAUUUUCACCGAUGAAAAAGGCACGCCCGUCAAAAUAGGAACCACAUACUCGCUAUGUCUAAAAGAUAAAAAAAGGUGAAAGGAGAAAAAGGCAGGCAGGCAGAGACACUCGCUAGACGCGCCCGAGCGGGAUCUUUUUGCGCGCGACGAUCGUACGAUCCCCUCGCGGAAAGGGGGACCCGUUCCCGGGCACGCGGGCGUAUAUCCUUUUGUAUAUAUUUGUACAAAAACAGAUCGGCACACGGUGAAAGGAGAGCGGUUGUCGGAACUUGUCGCGGGGGAAAAAUAGAAAAAUAAAAAAGAGAGAACGUGUACACACAUCACAGACAUACCCACACAUAUACAUGCACACACACACUGUCGCGCCUCGUGUUACGGGACGAAUUCCACCGAGGGUUCGAGAUACCGCUUUCUCGGCGAUGGUACGCUCUCUCGAUUUAGCGGCGACGAGUGGUGAUAUUUCGGGGUGACGUCUCGCACGGUUAGCGCGAUAUCCGCUUAAAGCGCGUCCAGACUUGUAACGUUAUCGUUAUAUCACAUUGUUAUGUCACAUGCCGUAGAGUUACCGAUGACAUUUAUUUGUCGCGAUUUGUUGCCGUAAUACACACAUCAUUUAAACUGCGAGCGAAAAGAAUAAAAAGAGUUAUAGAUACACAUUUUAUCCUUUUACGUGUUAAAUUAUAUAAAAAAUUCUCUCUUGUACGCGGUAACGUUACGAGUUUAACGACGCUUUUGGUUUGCGCGGGAAAAUGACAAUGUAUGUCCGAUAAUAAUACACUUAUUACAAUUGAUACUCUCUGUCGAGUCCCAGCCGGAAGGACGAUUUUUCCUUCGACUCGGUGGGACUCGCGAACAGAAAUAUGCAUCUUACGACAGGAACAUCUUUCUCCGCUGACACGUCUCUGUUUUUCUCGCACGUGCGGCCGCGUGAACUCCUUUUAACUCCUUUUAACUAAAUCCGUAACAAACAUUUAUGUACCGUAAACGAGAGAGCGUCUCUCGCCGCGAGAGGCUUGGUUGGUCGUCGCAUCUUGAUCGUCCCUCUGCGUCAAUUUUUUCCUAGAAUAAUUUUUCGAGCGAGAAUCUUGUUGCAUUAUUAUUUCGUGCUUGCUCGAUCUUUUUCAGGAUCUCGUCCUCGUAACGGCGUUUCGUUGUACGAAUUUCUCAAUUCAAAUUUUUUUGCCGAUUACGAAGAAUUUUCGAGUUUGCUUGAUGUGGUUCUCUUUGUCCUGUUUUCAUUAUUAUUGUUAUUUACUGUACUUGUAUUGCUGAUGUCGUCGAUCAAUCGGGAACGAAUGAAAUUGGAAUGCACAAGAGCAACAUCGCGCGAGAUGGGAUAACGAAAAGGCUGCGAAUAACUUGUAAUACUCGUUCGUUCACAAAUUUGUCCGAUUUCGUUGUCGACGACCAAGCCCAAGCCGCACUUCCGGUUUUCUUUGUCGAUGAGGCGCCCAGUCCCCCGAGAGGGUCGAGAGCGAAAGAAACGAGGAAACUCUCACGUCUUUACCGUAAUUUCGUUCCGUUUGUCUCUCUUUUCGUCUCCUUUUCUUUCUUUUUUUUUUUUUUUUUUUUUUUUAAAUGACUCGUAUAGCUACGCAGAUACACAAAAAAUCGAAGAGAUAUGACGAAACAAUACGUCGAAUAGCAAUUGUAGUAGUGGAUAAUGAAAAUUUUCUAGUAUACCGUACCUCGAGGAACGUGUAACAUUGUACUGUUUAUCGUAUGUAUGCAACAAGCAAAAGCAAAAUAUAUGUGUUGAUGUGACAGAA
Messenger RNA from Camponotus floridanus (Florida carpenter ant), 5769 nucleotides. It is a transcript of the gene Pits, whose product is annotated as interferon regulatory factor 2-binding protein-like. Gene Ontology annotation, molecular function: transcription corepressor activity. The coding region runs from base 835 to 2442 and encodes 535 amino acids. The transcript is spliced from 5 exons. NCBI's taxonomy places the organism in Eukaryota, Metazoa, Arthropoda, Insecta, Hymenoptera, Formicidae. The record is from RefSeq and is a predicted model, not a curated record. Gene Ontology annotation, cellular component: nucleus. Gene Ontology annotation, biological process: regulation of transcription by RNA polymerase II.